GCAGGCUCAACGCUGGCGCAAUGAGAACUAUGAGAGGCCAGUGGACCUGGAGGGCUCCGGGGAUGAUGAUCCCUUUGGGGAUGAUGAAGUGGAUGACAUCUACUCGGGCUCCGGCUCCGGCUAUUUUGAGCAGGAGUCGGGGUUGGAGACAGCAGUCAGCCUCACCACAGACACAUCCAUCCCACUGCCCACCACGGUGGCCAUGCUGCCCGUCACCUUGGUGCAGCCCGUGGCAACUCCCUUUGAGCUGUUCCCCACGGAGGACACAUCCCCCGAGCAAACAACCAGCGUCCUGUAUAUCCCCAAGAUAACAGAAACACCAGUGAUCCCCAGCUGGAAAACAACCACCACCAGUACCACUGCCAGUGACUCCCCCAGCACCACAGCCACCACCACCACGGCUGCCACCACCACCACCACCACCACCAUCAGCACCACCGUGGCCACCGCCAAGCCCACCACCACCCAGAGGUUCCUGCCUCCUUUUGUCACCAAGGCAGCCACCACCCAGGCCACCACCCUGGAGACGCCCACCACCUCCAUUCCCGAAACCAGUGUGCUGACAGAGGUGACCACAUCACGGCUUGUCCCCUCCAGCACGGCCAAGCCAAGGUCCCUGCCAAAGCCAAGCACCUCCAGGACUGCAGAACCCACGGAAAAAAGCACUGCCUUGCCUUCCAGUCCCACCACGCUGCCACCCACAGAAGCCCCCCAGGUGGAGCCAGGGGAGUUGACGACGGUCCUCGACAGUGACCUGGAAGUCCCAACCAGUAAUGGCCCCAGCGGGGACUUCGAGAUCCAGGAGGAGGAGGAAACAACUCGUCCUGAGCUGGGCAACGAGGUGGUGGCAGUGGUGACACCACCAGCAGCACCAGGGCUGGGCAAGAAUGCAGAGCCGGGGCUCAUUGACAACACGAUAGAGUCGGGCAGCUCAGCUGCUCAGCUCCCCCAGAAGAACAUCCUGGAGAGGAAGGAAGUGUUGAUAGCUGUGAUUGUCGGCGGCGUGGUGGGAGCCCUCUUUGCUGCCUUCCUUGUCAUGCUGCUCAUCUACCGGAUGAAGAAGAAGGACGAGGGCAGCUAUACAUUGGAGGAACCCAAACAAGCCAACGUGACCUACCAGAAGCCGGACAAGCAGGAGGAGUUCUACGCGUAGGACAAGAGCCCG
Molecule: messenger RNA, 1165 nt
Organism: Meleagris gallopavo (turkey)
Lineage: Eukaryota; Metazoa; Chordata; Aves; Galliformes; Phasianidae
Gene: SDC3
Product: syndecan 3
Biological process (GO): cell migration
Cellular component (GO): membrane; cell surface
Source: RefSeq, marked provisional